Ictalurus furcatus (blue catfish) is the source of this 3576-nucleotide messenger RNA. It is a transcript of the gene kif9, whose product is annotated as kinesin family member 9. Gene Ontology annotation, molecular function: microtubule motor activity; ATP binding; microtubule binding. The transcript is spliced from 22 exons. Gene Ontology annotation, biological process: microtubule-based movement. Lineage: Eukaryota; Metazoa; Chordata; Actinopteri; Siluriformes; Ictaluridae. Bases 254 to 2689 code for a protein of 811 amino acids. The record is from RefSeq and is a predicted model, not a curated record.
UUUCCUGUCUCCGCCCACUGCACUGUUGUCUUGACAACAGUAUCAACUCGUUGCUAAAGACAAGUUAGCGCUAAUGAUAAUGAGAGCCACUGAGCCGCUAAGUCUAGACUUCAGUUGGUUGUUUCUCUGAAGGUACUGCACCGGUACAAAUUAGACAGGGUCGAGAAAAGCACAAGGCAGGAGACCUCCUGGACAGGGUGCCAACCCAUCAUAGAGCGCACACACACAGACACACACUACAGACAAUAUAGAGAUGCCAGUCAGCCUACAACACAUGUCUUUGGACUGGGGAAGGAAACCCCUGAAGCACAGGGAGAACACGCAAGCUCCACGCACACAGGGCAGAGGCGGAGUUAUGAAUGCACACAACGAGGUGAGGGUGUACGUCCGCACCAGACCCACAGCACAGUUUGCCCAAGAGCUCAUUGAAUGCUUGCCUGAUAAACAGACUGUGAACGUGCGUCAGAGAAAGAUUUCCAGGAAAGGGGUGCUGAAUAAUCAGAUGAGCUCUUGGUCUUUUCGGCUCAACGGGGUGCUGCACAACAUAUCACAGGAAGACGUCUAUCAACAGGUCGCACACAGUGUGGUGCUUGGAGCUCUGGAGGGAUACAAUGGCACGGUUAUGUGCUUUGGACAGACUGGGGCUGGAAAGACCUUCACAAUGACCGGUGCCACUGAGAGUUACAAACAACGAGGCAUCAUCCCUCGUGCCAUACAGGAGGUGUUCCAUGAGAUCGAUAAUCGUGUAGAUCACACCUUCUCUGUGCACCUCUCCUUUCUGGAGAUUUACAACGAGACUUUGGUGGACCUGCUAGCCUCAGUGAAAGGGGGACAGACGAAGCACUGCGGAACCAUGGCUGUGGUGGAAGAGCCAGAGGGCGGGGUUUCAGUAAAGGGCCUGUCCUUACAUCCUGUCCACAGAGAAGAGGAGGCACUAAACUUGCUAUUUGAGGGAGAGAUGAAUAAAAUAAUAGGAGAACAUGCCCUCAACAAGCACUCGUCCCGGUCACAUUGUAUCUUUACUGUCCACGUUGAGUCUCGCUCUCGGACACUCUCGAAUGCAACGUACAUCACGUCCAAACUCAACCUGGUGGAUCUCGCAGGUUCCGAGAGGUUGAGCAAAACUGGGUCUGAGGGUCAGGUGCAGAGAGAAGCCCUGUACAUUAACAAAUCUCUGUCCUUCCUGGAGCAGGCCAUCUUGGCCUUAGCUGACCGGCGCCGAGACCAUGUCCCCUUCAGACAAAGCAAGCUGACACAUGCUCUUAAAGAUUCUCUCGGUGGAAAUUGUAACACAGUGCUGGUGGCCAACAUUUACGGCGAGGCGGCACAGAUUGAUGAGACGCUCUCAACUCUCCGCUUUGCAGCCAGGAUGAAGUGUGUAUGCACUGAGCCAUCUGUCAACACGCACAUCGAUCCUGCUCUCCAGGUCCAAACACUGCAAAAGGAAAUCCAACUUCUGAAGCAGGAGCUUUCCUUUCACAACACACUGGCCAAUCAGGCUGCUGUGACAUACGAGGACCUGUCAGAGGCGCAGCUAGCGGUGGUAAAGAGUGAGGUUCAGAGUUACCUGGCCGGUACACUGGACGAGAUCACGAUUGUGAGCAUUCGACAAAUCCGGGCAGUGUUCGCCCAGUUUAAAAACGCUUUCCAGGAGCAGGAAAAGCAGCUUAAAGCGCAGAAGAGCAUUGUGGUUAAGAAUACUCCGAGCACGCUGUCCAUGUCUGAUGCUAAAGAGCCUGUAGAAGAGAUGGAGGGUGCAAACAGGCUCAGUGUGCCUGCAUCGUCACAGAGACAGUCUGUGUCACCCAGCAGUAGCAAAGGCAAGAAGGUCAAAGAGAGUAGCAGAAAAAAUGGUCAGGGUAGCACAGGCUCAGGCGAUCAUCUCACCAUGACGCAGAGUGAGACGGAGAUCCUCGUUCCUCCUAGUGCGGCUGAGACCAAGAAGAGUCCCAAAGAUGAUGCUAAGAAGAGAUGCGACACUCCUCCAUCCAAGAUGGAAGCAUUUGAGGUCUACAAGUCAGAGAGGGGCCAUGAGAUCAACCGCAUCCUGAAGGAAAACAAGUCUGUACUGAAAGAACGUCUGGCGCAACUCCACAACCUCACAGGGGUCAUUAACUCCAUUAAACGGGACAUUGACCACAUGCGCUCGGAACUCCAGCUGUAUAGAGAAGAGAGGCAGAGUCAGGGCCAGUUGGUGAGUGCAGACGGGGAGCCCGUGCUGGACGAGGCCGAGGUAACUCUGCUUAUAAAACUCCGAGGGGCCAAGGAUCAGUACAGGCAGAACCAUGAGGAACUGCUCAGCACCAAAGCCGAGGUGCAAUACUGCAGACAUCUUGUGGACCAGUGCCGCAUGCGCCUGUUCUCUGAGUUCGAGAGCUGGUACAACGAGUCCUUCCUGCUACCAGAUGAGGUUCUAGACAUCUUCAAAGAUGGGGGACCUAUUAGAGCAGGUUUGGUGCCUGUGGACAAAGCUUUGGCUUUGGUUAGUAACACUGCAAGAAUAGAGGGAGAUGAGCAGGAGCACACGGAGUUGCUUGCAGACAGUCCCAGUGCCACAUCCUUUUAUAAUGCAUAUAACAGGACAGUACAGAGGCGAGCACCUCAUUGUACUGUUUACAGGAAGAGCAGCAUGGGACCUGACACAGACAAGCUCAAAUCGCUUGCAGCUGUCACCCGAAGGGGGCGCUAACAUGAGCACUACAUCAUAUCUUGCCCAAAUAACUGUUGCUUACUUCCUUGUCUUGGCAGCGAUCGAAUUGUAUGGAAAGGAAGUGUGUAACUGUAAAAGACAUUAAUAUAUAAACUCACAUUUGAGACGGUGCUGAACUUGGAAAGAGAACUGAAGGUUAUAACAGAACGUCCUAAAGGUUAUAAACGUUUGACUCAAUAAAAUCCGUGCACAAUUAUGAGAACUGUUUAUCACGUGUAUUAGUUAUACUGUAAUGCCUUGUUAAAGGGAAGGGUUUAAAGCGCACCUAUUAUGGUUUUUCAGAUAUUAUCUUUCAUGUAGUGUGUGUAUAUAGAGCUGUUUGUGAAUGUAAAAAAUCUGCAAAGUUUCAAACAUCAAAGCGCACGACAAACAGAGUUAUCGACUCCCAAAAGAAGGAACCGAUGCUGAAACGAUUCGUUAGUGAUUCCAGACUUUACUUCCUGUACUAACCUACGUAGGUUUGUAACAAAAAGCCCCGCCUCUGGUCUUCAUCGGCUGCUCACCGAUAGCGACAAGUAGACCAAUCGCAACAGAGUGGGAUGUCUGACCAAUCAGAGCAGAGUAUGCUCUCUGAAAGGAGGAGUUUAGAAUGAAUCAUUGAACGAGUCGUUUGUGACACUAGGGGAAAAAAGUUAAUGCUGCAGUUUAAAUUAGGAGCACAUUAAAGUGUUUUUUGACCUCAGAUGCAUGUAAAUCUAUUGUACGAGAGCUUUAAGACAAAAUUAGGCACGUUUCAAAACCGUAAUAGGUGCACUUUAAAGUUUGUUAGUCCAUGUGAUUUACAUUCGUCCUCUUUUGUGACUGCACUAUUUUAUUCCUAUGAUCAAAAUUAUAUACAUGAAGUAACUACUCAUAAGAGGUCGCUU